AGUUUCCCAAAUACACGAUCAAGUCUGCAUCAGCCCAGUCCGGCGUUUCUGGUGGUUAUUCCAUCUCUAGAACAAGUGUCUUGAUUAUGAGAAGCCCAAUAUUCACUAAGCUUUGUGAUGGUAUGGUACAUAUUAUGUCGGAGUCUUUAGCUAGUGGCCUUAGAAAAAGUGAUGCCUUGCACCCCAAAUUGAAGCAGUCCUUCGUCAAGUAUGGUCAGAGAUACCACGGCAAGCUUGUUGGCGAGGAGCUAGCAAUACAAACAGCUGCCAAUUUACUCAUUCUUCAUACGAUGCGAGGUGUCGUUUGUUUCAAUUUGGUCUUUGUAGCGAGAGUUAUUUAUGUGGACCGCCAAACUCUCUUGGAAUAUGAGCAAUAUUCAAAGGAAUGCAUCGAAGAAAUCGAGCAAUUUAGGGAAGAAAAAGAACAAGAAAUCAAUCGACUCAGGCGAAAGCUUAAGGUGUUAAAGCUAGUAGAAGACGAUAUGUCAAAAGCUGCAAUUCGAGCUAGGGCCAAGGCGACUGAAAGUGAACCAUGACUGAAUUCACAAAUCAUUUUUGAAAUGUUAUAACAAUAUUUGUCUGGUCAAUAUACAUUAUUUGAUUAGUAACAUGUACUAGACGACUUUGGCUACUCAAUACCAGUUCUUGUAGGAGGUGUGUUUUGUGCUA
Molecule: messenger RNA, 669 nt
Organism: Solanum tuberosum (potato)
Lineage: Eukaryota; Viridiplantae; Streptophyta; Magnoliopsida; Solanales; Solanaceae
Exons: 6
Coding region: 87-536 (149 amino acids)
Source: RefSeq, a predicted model, not a curated record